AUGAGCUCCAUCGAGGCGACCAUCAUCUGCAUUGACAACAGUGACUACAACAGGAAUGAGGACAUCGUGCCGAACAGGUUUCUCUCGCAGAUCGACUGCGUGAACGUGCUCUGCUGCAACAAGACGAGCAUGCACUACAAGAACAACAUCGGAAUCCUAAUGAUGGCGGGAGAUAAGACAAAAGUGAAGGUGUCCCUCACGAAUGACAUAGGGCAGCUCCUCUCCUGUAUCCACGACAUAAAGUUGGACGGCACAUGUGACAUCGUGAGAAGUUUGCUAAUAGCUCAGUUGGCGUUGAAACAUCGCGUGGAUAAGAACCUGGGUCAAAAAAUCAUGCUCUUUGUAGGGAGCCCAUUCAAAGUGAAUGAAAAGCAGCUAAUCAGUACCGGCAAGCAACUAAAGAAGAACAACAUAUGCCUAGACAUAAUAAGCUACGGAGAUAUAAACAGGAAUAGAGACAUCCUUAUGCUGCUAUAUAACAGCGUAAAUAGCAAUGACAACUGUAGGUUCAUUGAAUGUCCCGAAACGGAAAACAAUCUGAGCAGGUUUGUUCUGAAUUCUCUACUGAACAACAACGAUUACAACCUUGGGAAUAUGCAGGAGGACGACCAGCUAAUGAGUGCCAUGCAGAUGUCCUUGGAGGAAAGUCAGCAGGUAACUGACCAUAAAAAUACUUCUACCUCUCCAGGGAUUGUCUUCUGUAAUAAUAGCAGCGAUCUACCCACGAUUGAAGAGAUCGAAAAUAUGAAGGACAUAGACAAUGAGUUGAAGGAGGCCCUAAUUUUAUCUCUCAAGGAAUAUAAUGAGAAAAACAAGAUGGAGAAUGCCAACCAGGAGGGUGACGUAGAAGUCGAAGUGGAUAUGGAAGCGGAAGAAGAAGAGAAUAACCCCCCGCCACCAAAUGAAAGCAACCCAUCGGGAACAAGCCAACCAAGUGAUGACACCCCCUUCGAUGAAAAAGAGGAAGAAAAUUUCCCCCUCGUAAAUGAAAGCUAUAAAAACAACUUUGACAGUGAAAACCAUCAGAUACAGAAGGAAGAAUCCAAGGAGAAAAAAGAAAACGAAAGUUACGAAAAAGUUUUUAAAAUGGAUAAGGAGGAAGGUAACUUGCAGGAUAAUAACACACAAGGGGGGGGCAUAAAUGAGAACCUAUAUAAUUCGGAGAAAGGCGUUUCGAAGGAAAAUGAAGGGGUGGCUGUAUCGAAUGAGGAUCCCACAAAUGGGGAUGCCCCUACAGCCACGCAAAUUCAAGACACCAGUUAUAUUUCCACCAUCCUGGGUAAGAUUAACGCCACUGUGAAUGUAUUCAGCGGUGAUAAAUCCGACGCGAAGGCGAAGGAGUCGGAAAACCAGUCAGACGCUGCGUCGGAUUCUGCCUCGGGGGAGCAUCAAUAA
Messenger RNA from Plasmodium coatneyi, 1395 nucleotides. RefSeq names its product 26S proteasome non-ATPase regulatory subunit 4. Gene Ontology annotation, cellular component: nucleus; proteasome regulatory particle, base subcomplex; cytosol. The transcript has 2 exons. Gene Ontology annotation, biological process: proteasome-mediated ubiquitin-dependent protein catabolic process. Lineage: Eukaryota; Apicomplexa; Aconoidasida; Haemosporida; Plasmodiidae. The record is from RefSeq and is a predicted model, not a curated record. Gene Ontology annotation, molecular function: polyubiquitin modification-dependent protein binding. Bases 1 to 1395 code for a protein of 464 amino acids.